AUCCCUCCUUUUCCUCUUCCUCUCUUCCUUCUCUCCUUGCUUUCUCUGUGUUUUUUUCUUCUUCUUCCUUCAAACUUCCCACACCAUUGCAUGGCCUUUCCUCUUCAUUUCAUUUGAUAUACUCCGAAAUGAUUGACGCUGUGGAGAGUUCUAUCAAUGGCGGCGGUUUCUCGCACUUGCAGAGCUGCGGGGAUAGUAGCGAGGAGGAGCUCUCCGUCCUUCCUCGCCAUACCAAAGUCGUCGUUACUGGAAAUAAUCGAACCAAAUCCGUCCUCGUUGGACUGCAAGGCGUUGUCAAGAAAGCCGUGGGCCUUGGCGGCUGGCAUUGGCUGGUUCUAACGAAUGGCAUAGAGGUGAAACUACAGCGGAAUGCGCUUAGUGUGAUCGAGGCUCCUACCAGUAACGAGGAAGAUGACGAUCUCGAAUUUGAGAAUUUGCAGUGGAAUGGAAUUGAUAUGGCAUCCGAUGACGCCCAAAAACCCCACAAAUCAAGGCAUAGAUUACACAAAUCAUCUGGGUCAUCAUCUCACAAGACUAUGAGCAGAUCCCUUUCCUGUGACUCUCAGUCGAAGAGUUCUGUUUCUGCACCUCAAGGAUCCACGAAGGUUGACCUUAGUAAGUUGGAGAUGGCUGCACUGUGGAGAUACUGGCAACACUUCAAUCUGGUAGACGCUAUUCCGAACCCGUCGAAAGAGCAACUGAUAGACCUUGUUCAGAGGCAUUUCAUGUCACAGCAACUGGAUGAGUUGCAGGUGAUAAGGGGUUUUGUGAAGGCUGCAAAGAGGCUGAAGACAGUGCAAAUAAGAGGAGGAGAGAAGCUGGGGAAUCCAUUGAGUUGAUCGUCAUGUCAUGCUAACAGAUAAUUCAGCUGACUCAAAAGCGUUUCGAUUGUCUCUGUAACAUUGUAUGUAUCGAUCGGGUGCUAAUGGUUUUUGUGUUACGGGUCGGGGUUGGUACGAUUCUGUGGUAGUAGUUAAUAGAGUAAUAUCUUGUUUUAGUGAGGAUGUUACUUGUAAUGUAAUGUAAUGUAUAUAUGUGUAAAGUGCAAAUAUUAGAGACCUUAUGACAAAAAUGCCCCAUAAGACUUACUUUCUAAGCUUUUGUUUAAUGUAAUAUGCUGGCUGAGUUUUGGGGUUUCCA
Molecule: messenger RNA, 1140 nt
Organism: Cucurbita pepo subsp. pepo (vegetable marrow)
Lineage: Eukaryota; Viridiplantae; Streptophyta; Magnoliopsida; Cucurbitales; Cucurbitaceae
Biological process (GO): regulation of DNA-templated transcription
Cellular component (GO): histone deacetylase complex
Molecular function (GO): transcription coregulator activity; protein binding
Source: RefSeq, a predicted model, not a curated record